This is a messenger RNA of Ustilago hordei, 1935 nucleotides long. RefSeq lists its product as uncharacterized. Gene Ontology annotation, biological process: SCF-dependent proteasomal ubiquitin-dependent protein catabolic process. The coding region runs from base 1 to 1935 and encodes 644 amino acids. The transcript has a single exon. Gene Ontology annotation, molecular function: protein binding. Gene Ontology annotation, cellular component: SCF ubiquitin ligase complex. NCBI's taxonomy places the organism in Eukaryota, Fungi, Basidiomycota, Ustilaginomycetes, Ustilaginales, Ustilaginaceae. The record is from RefSeq and is a predicted model, not a curated record.
AUGAACUCGACUUCUGGCACACUGGGCUUACUCGGUGCUCUACCGUUGGAUCUGCUUGUACCCAUCCUCUCACACCUGCGUCAUCGAGUCAGAGACCUGGCAGCCUGCGCACUCGUAGGCCGUCUCUUCAACGAGAUAGCUACUCCAUUACUAUACGAACGCCUCUUUCUACGGGAUCAAACACGGCUCAAGCUCAUCUUCGCCUGUCUUGGCAGUAACCCGGAUCUUUGUCGGCUUGUCAGGAUCAUCGAACUACGAGUCUUCCCCUUCGGUCUGGACGCUGAGCGCCUCGAAAGGCUCGAAAUCGACAUCGAGACGACUUUCACUAAUGCGAUCAACCUAGAAGAGCUCGUCUGGACAAGAGCGGGGAGUCUGAAUGACCGGCUACUUCCGACCCUACUCAGCUCAUCUCCAAAGCUGCGGAGGCUGGAGCUCGCUGGAGACGUUCGAUUAUGGACUACGUCGACACUGUUGAAGUAUGUGCCGCUGACGGUUCGGGAGCUUAGUCUGGUACUGCCAGAGAAAGCGACGCUGAGAGGCCUCGUGGACAUUGCGGAGAAGCUGUUGCGGGGAGGUCAAAGUGACAACACAACGAGUCUAGCGUCAGGGAUGGAUGCACUCAAAAUCGACGACAGCAGCACAGAAGAUGCCACGGGAUUGCGAAGCCUCAACAUCCUCUGCCAACACUCCUCACAUCUUACCGAUGUUAUUUUGAUGGCGUUGGCUCCCCACCUCAAGCUGUUGCGGCGGCUAUCCCUCGCAGGAUGUAGAGCAAUCACCGGGCGUGGUAUUGAAGCAGUCCUCCGUUCAGCGGCGGAAGGUGGACCAGGCGUUAGUGACCUAGCUAUGGAAGGACUCAACAUACAGGCGCAAGACGUUAGCCUGCUGCAUCCAUAUGCUUCGUCUCUACGCCUGCUGUCUCUUACAUAUCCGCGGUCGGCAUCUUCUUCGGGCUCGAAACCGCUAUCGGCAGCAUCACUCAACGAGUUCUACACUGACUUUGCAAAGCUCAUAGAGAAGGCCGACCAUCUGGUGGAGCUGACGCACUACGCCGGCUCUGGCUCACGGCCUGCCAUGGAUGGAGGUCACGAGGGCGACGGGGGAUUGGUUGAUCUGGACGAGCUCGACGAUGACGAGUCAGACUACGACGAUGACGAGUCAGACUACGACGAUGAAGGACACUACAUCCUAGCAGGACGGUCGAUCUCUAACGGCAACACCGAAGCAACAUGGGCAUCCAACGACUGGAUCCGCCGCUUCUCAGGCCCACCACCAGAAGGCAGCGUGCGAUACGGCCAACCUGAGACCUCAACUCCGCCUUCCAACCUUCCGCUUCUUCCGACAUGGUUCUUGUCCCGUCUCGUAGUCAGUCGUUGUAGCCAGCUUACAAAGCUGCGCUUGCAUGGUAUCGGCAUCUCGCUGGAUCAGUUUGGCUUAAUUGCGCAGCACUGUGCUCGGGUGCGAGAUCUGGUGAUUCAGAUUUGGGAGGAUGAUCUGCCACGACUCGCAGCUUUGCUCUGUCAGCUACCGCAUCUCGAAACGCUGCACAUAUUAGCGUCAGCAUCAUCCGAGACGAGCUUGGGAGAAAGGGAGAUUCAAUGGAUUGCCCAGGUGUGCACUGAUGCCAAUCGGGAACGUCGAAAGCUUCGUCACCAAGAGUACUUGAAGGGAGUGAAAGGAGCAAACUUGACACCAGAGGGUAGCGGUCUGCAUCAGAUCGGGUUUCGCAAUCGUGUUUGGCUUGUCGAGCGUAGCUUUGACAAUGCCGAUGAAGCGCAAAGCAAAGAGUCAGAAGCGACGCAACAAAACGUGAGUCGCAUUUACACGAACGGCAAACCGGCACGUGACGAGGAGGAGCCAAUCCGCGUCUCCUUGAAGCGGUGGGACCCUGCUGCAGGAACUUUGCCUGAGGUGCUAUUGGUUGUCAAGUCAUGA